Molecule: messenger RNA, 1107 nt
Organism: Pestalotiopsis fici W106-1
Lineage: Eukaryota; Fungi; Ascomycota; Sordariomycetes; Amphisphaeriales; Sporocadaceae
Exons: 5
Coding region: 1-1107 (368 amino acids)
Source: RefSeq, a predicted model, not a curated record
AUGAAGUUUGCGGUCGAGCGGAGAGACCAGGUCUCGCUGUUGGCCAUUGCCGCUGUCUUUUUGGUGCUGCCGACGAUAGCGAUUAUCCUGCGACUGCUGGCUCGCCGCAUCGCGCACCGGACUCUUGAUGUUAGCGACUACUUGAUGAUAGCCGCGUGGGUGCUUGCUGUCGGCUUCCAAAUUGUAUGCUUUCUAGCUGUGCUCAAUUUUGGAGUUGGCUACCAUGCCAGUGAGAUUAAAGAGAUCUAUGGAGAAAGAGCGACGGAAGGCUUUUCCAUCCUACUAUUUCCGAUUCAAGGGCUCUGGGCAUUGAGUUUGAGCUGCUGCAAACUGUCCGUACUGCUCAUGUACCGGAAACUCUUCCCCGUCAAGAAAGUCAUCCAUGCCGUCAACAUUUCAAUAGCCUUGAUCUUCUUGUUUCUCAUAAUAGCCAUCAUUGGCGGCUGUACCAUAUGCCAGCCCUUUGCGUACAAUUGGGAUAAGACGAUACCCAAUGGACACUGCGGCGACCUCAUUGCCAUUGUCAAGACGACUGGAGCUGGAAACGUCAUCACAGACGUUGCAGCAUUGACCGUGGCUCUGCCCUCGUUGUUUGCUCUAACACUACCAUGCUACAAGAAAUUAGUUCUCAUGCUUACCUUUGGCGUUGGCUUCCUUGCCGUCAUUGUGAGCAUUCUUCGACUCAUUACCCUCGUCACUGUAGACUUUGACGAUCUCACCUACACCUGCGUCGAGGCUCUAAUCUACAGCGCUGUUGAGCCAUCACUGGCCAUUGUCCUCGCGACAAUCCCCAUGCUGCGGCCACUACUUGGUCGAAGCAAGUACUCUGCCAACCGUGAUGGGAAAAGUGCCACGGCGAGGUUCUCGUUCAAGUCGCGAAGCACGGCAAAAGGACCCAACGGGUCCGACGGCUUCGAGCAGUUGAGUGGUAAUACUUCGCAAUACGAACUGCGACCUCCGGGUCCGAAACACAAUGUGCAUAUUUCAGUCCAAUUGCCGAAUUCGCGAGAUUCGAGUACGCCAAUAUCUCCACUGGAGCGAAGAACAAUCAUGAUACAACAUGACUGGGAGGUACGGCAGGAACCCGAAACAGAGGGACCGCGAUAA